Molecule: messenger RNA, 5508 nt
Organism: Chelonia mydas (Green sea turtle)
Lineage: Eukaryota; Metazoa; Chordata; Testudines; Cheloniidae
Gene: GOLGA2
Product: golgin A2
Exons: 28
Coding region: 186-3332 (1048 amino acids)
Biological process (GO): Golgi organization
Cellular component (GO): Golgi apparatus; Golgi cisterna membrane; Golgi cis cisterna
Molecular function (GO): protein binding
Source: RefSeq, a predicted model, not a curated record
GCGCGCCUCCUUCCUCUCCUCAGCGGGCUCGGAGGCGGGAGCGCGCCCGCCCUCGCGGGGCACGCGCAGCAGGGCGCGGCCUCCCUCUCUCUCUUCCUCCUCCCCUCCGCCGAGCGUGGGGCCGGGCGGGCGGAGUCUCCCUGGCUCCCCCCAGCCCCGCCGGGCUGACGUGGCCCGGCUCGGACAUGGCGGACGGCAGCAGGCAGAUCAAACUGGCCGCGGCCAAGAAGAAGCUGAAGGAAUAUCAGCAGAAGAAUAGCCCUGGAGCAACAGCAGCAGCCAAGAAGAAACGAAAAAGUAAAGAUGGAAGUAGACCUGAGACUCCAACAAAUGAUGACAGAAAGUCUCCAGAGAACAUUCAGAACAUUCUGAAGGUGCUGGUGUCAGACCUUAACCGAUCCAAUGGGGUAGCCAUACCCUCAUUGGACAAGAGGAAGGCAUACUUUGACAGUGAUGUUACCGCUCAUAAUGCUGAACAGCUUGCUGCUGAGGUCCCCGUGUUAUCUAACAGCAACAGUCUACCUAGCUGUGGCUCUGUCAUGCCUGGUCCUGGUAGCAUGCCGCUGUCACAGAUACAGGAUGCCGAUGAUCCUAAAAAUGCCUUGGAUGAAAAUAGGUCUCUCUCAUCGACAGAGAGUCUCCGCCAGUUGUCUGAGCAGCUCAAUGGCUUGGUCUCUCAGUCCACAUCCUAUGUGAAUGGCGAAAGUGCUGUGUCUUCCACAAAUAUGAAGGAGAUGGAGACACGUUACCAGGAGCUGGCAGUAGCCCUAGAUUCCAGCAAUCUAACUAACAAACAGCUCAGUACAAAACUAGAGGAAUUGAAACAGCAAAACCAAGAGGCUGUGAAUCAGCUGGAGAAGGAAAAGAAGGGGUUUGAACAGAAGUUUGCCAAGGAGCAAGGAGCAUUGAGGGAACAGCUACAGGUUCAUAUCCAGACUAUUGGAAUCCUAGUCUCUGAGAAAUCUGAAUUGCAGACAGCUCUAGCACAUACACAACAAGCUGCCCGGCAGAAAUCAGGAGAAGCUGAAGACCUUGCUGCACGGUUGCAGUCAUCUCGCCAGAGGGUAUCUGAGCUGGAACGCACUCUGUCCUCCAUCUCUACGCAGCAGAAACAGUUGGAGAAACAUAACAGAGAGGUAGUGAAGGAGAGAGACAGCCUGAAACUGGAUCUGUACAAACAAAGCAAAGGCAGUGAGGAACUCAAGCAGCAGAACUCGGAACUGUCGGAAAAGCUUCACUCCCUGGUCUCUGAGAACUCCGCCAUGAAACUGGAUUUGGAGGAUUUGCAUAAGAAACUGGAAAUGGCUGAACUGAUGAUUCAACAGUUUUCAAGUCAGUCUGGGAUUCUGGAUGCAAACCAGCAGUUGCAGAUGGCAUUGGAAGAGCGGGCAAACCUGGAAACACAGAUUACUCAGCAGUCAGAGUCGCUUCGCCAGCUCCAGGCUGAAAGGGAUCAGUAUGUAGAGAAGCUGAAGGAGGAGGGCAGUAUCUGGCAGCAGCGGGUACAGCAGCUCUCUGAGCAGGUCCAUAUGCUGAUGGAGGAAAAAGAGAGGAAUAUGACCCAGAUUCAGGAGCUGGAAGCCAGUGUUGCUGAGAUGCUAAGCAAAUCAGCUAAGCCUAAAGACAGUGAGCCUGCCCUGCCAGGAGGGCCCACGGAAGCUGAGCUGAACCUGCAGUCAGAGGUCCAGCGGUUGCAGCAAGAGAAGGAGGAGCUUCAUGGGCAGUACCAGGCCCAGGUGCGGGAUAACGAGCAGCUGAGCCACCUCAACCAGGAGCAGGAGGAGCGGCUGCAGGAGCUCGAGAAGACUGUGCAGCGCUAUAGCGAGGAGUCUGUGGACAGACAGCAGAUCCUGGAAAACAUGCAGAGCGACAAGGCCACCAUCAGCCGAGCUCUCAGCCAAAACCGGGAGCUGAAGGAGCAGCUGGCCGAGCUGCAGAACGGCUUUGUCAAACUGACAAAUGAGAACAUGGAGGUGACAAGCGCUCUGCAGUCGGAGCUGCAUGUGAAGAAGGAAUUAGCCAAGAAGAUUGGGCAGCUACAGGAGAAGUUGGCUGAGCUCAAAGAGACGGUGGAAUUGAAAACUCAGGAGGCUCAAGGCCUGCAGGAGCAGCGGGAUCAGUACUAUGGCCAUUUGCAACAGUAUACGGUGGCAUACCAGCAUCUGGCCGCUGAGAAGGAGGAGCUGCACAAACAGUACUUGCUUCAGACACAGCUCAUGGACCGUCUGCAGCAUGAAGAAGUGCAAGGCAAAGUGACAGUGGAGUUGCACCUGAAGGAGCUGCAGGAGACCAAGGAAAGCCUGGCAGCUGUAGCCAAAGAAAACAGAGAGCUGCAGGCCCAGAUCAGUCAGUUAGCAGCAGAGUUGGACGAUAAAAUGUUGCACCGAGUGGAAGGAGAUGGAGUGGAGAAUGAAAAGAUGGUAGAAGAAACUGUGAAAUCUUCACUCAUGAUCCCAGAGGAUUUUGAAAGCCGCGAAGAAAUGGUCACUUUCUUGACAUCCGCCAUGUCUCAAGUGGAGAAGGAGCGAGAGGAGAUGCGGCAUCAGCUGGUGGAGCAGAAACGACAAUGUAGAGGUCUCCUGCAGCAAAUAGCAGCUCUGAGGCAGGAGCAGCAACACAAUGUCACAUCGGGUGGAGGUUAUACUACAGACACUGUCCCAGUGGAGGUUCAUGAGGCUUUAAAAACUGCCAUGGAGAAACUACAGUCCCGCUUCACAGAUCUGAUGCAAGAGAAGGCUGACCUGAAGGACCGAGUGGAGGAGUUGGAGCAUCGCUGCAUACAGCUGUCUGGCGAAACAGACACAAUUGGGGAGUAUAUUGCAUUGUACCAAAGUCAGAGGGCUAUCCUAAAACAGCGGCACCGGGAGAAAGAGGAGUAUAUCAGCCGCCUGGCCCAGGAUAAGGAAGAGAUGAAGAUGAAGUUAUUGGAGCUCCAAGAGUUGGUGAUGCGUCUGGUUGGGGAGAGGAAUGAAUGGUACAGCAAGUAUUUGGCAGCUGCUCAGAACCCAGACCUGCUAGUAAGUCAAGAAAGUGGAAGUGCCAUUGCAGUUGAGAGGCGCAUUGAACUAAACGCUACUGAUGGAGAAGGACUGCGAGAGGUGAGUUUAGCAGAUGAGCCAGAACAGGAGGCUGCAGUUCUUCAAUCCCACGUAUCUAGUCAUAGCAAAGGCCCCCAGCCCAGUCCAGAGGAUCCCACUGCUAAGCAAAUCAUGCAGCUUCUGAGAGAAAUCCAGAACCCUCAGGAGAGGGUGGGGUCCCUGUUGGAAAACCCCUGCAUUCCUUUCUUCUAUCGUGCUGAUGAAAACGAUGAGGUCAAGAUCAUGGUGAUUUAAAUGGCAUGAGAAACCUGGCUUGCAGCAAUUUUCUGUGAGCCUGUUAAGUACCCAAACUGCUUAAACUUACCCUGUAUCUCUGUCCAGAGCCCUCAGUCUGGACAGAUUUCCUGUUCAUGUGGAAAGAGGGAUUGCAUCAAACAGAACUCGAGCACCAGACCUCAUCAUCUCUCCCUUUUCUCUCUCCUCCUGUUACUUGGUGCACUCUGAGUACAGACUCUGACUUGAAGUAAUCAUGUGAGGCAGUCGGUAGUGCUGCCUCUGCUGACCCACAUGAAAGUGGCAGGACUUCUUCAUGACCUCUGACAGAGUAACUUGAACACUUAUUUCCUAGCUCUCUGACAGGACUCUGCUGCUGGCAGCCAGCUUCUCAGCAGCGAUUGGCUUGUGACUGUUGCACCAGCCAUGAUCGCUAUCUGCCCAUCUCCUUCCAAAAGCCUCCUAAAGUAACUUAUUCUGGCAACAAACUUUGGAUUCUGAAUGAUUAUUGGUAUGUUUCACACCAUAUAUCUUAAACUUCCCAUUUUUCUCCGCAGCCUGUCCCCUGCACUGUAUCUGAAACCAGCCUUGUUAGUCCCAAACAGCCAAAAGACGCAGGCUUCCUGCCUGACUAGGCAGCACGACAGAAACUUUUAUUCACAUUAGAUGGGGGGAAGUGGCCAGGGAUUGCCUUCUGAGUCCUCUUGGGACAGAUGCUUGGUUACUUGAUAUAAGCUUUAUGUGGUUGAGGGUUGGGUGGAAAUGUAACUGCACUUUGAAGGAUGAUGUUUCACCUUGUUUGUCUAAAAGUUUUAUUUAUUUAAAAAAAGGGAGAAAUAAGUAAAAGCAAAUCACUUAAUAAACGUGCUUUGUUUUGAAUUUCUGGACUCUGGGAUUCUAGUUCCCCAUCUCUUGGAUUCCUUUUUCUCCCUACAUCUCCACACGGACAAGGCUUCCACUAGCUGAGUGCAUUAGGAACCUUAGUCUGCUCCCGGUAAUUCCAGACACACAUGCAAGAGAUGGAGCUGUCACCUGGAAACACUUAAAAGUUGCAGAACUGACUGAGGAGAAAACUAGGUGACAAACAUUUGAGUUGAAUGUUUGUGCUUAGAGAAUCAGUUCCCUGAUCUAGAAGCAAAGAAAAUGGAUUGUGAUGAAUGGAGCAACUCGCUGAAAGACACUCUAAAGAUGGUGUGUACAGGGCUCAACCACAAUGGGUUACCAUCUCCAUCUGCUAGGAAUAACAUCAGUGUCUGAUAAGUACAUAUGGGUUUAAAAUCUAGAACUUGUUGCCUGCUGUCUGUGGGCUCAGCAAUCCCAGUGGCAGGUCUCAAAGGAGAACUCUCUGGAGAGUGCGUGUGUAUUUUAAGGAGACCUAACUUACGUAAAGUUGUGCAAUGCAAGACAAAUUCCAGGUUGAUGACUUAAAAGCACAUGCACAUGCUUGGCUCCCAUUGGUGCCGUUCUGUUUGGAACAGAGAGGCUCUGGCAAACAGGCUAUGCUGGUUUAUGACUUUUCUUAGUUAAAAUUCUGCAGGUCCUUUCUAUAAUCAGUUCUGUCUUAUUUUGAUCAAGACCUUUUUUUUUUUUAACCUGGAACAGGGAACAGUUGUUCCACAGCGAAAAGCACAUGACGAUUGGGAUUUUUUUUAAUGAAUUUAAACUUUUAUUUUAGUGGGGGAAGAGGUUCUGUGGAAUAAAAUCAAUGCACUCCUCUGAAAUUUGAACAGCUGAAUUUUAGCCUAUCUGGGGAGGAUAGAAACUGUUUUUAAGUCCUUUCAUUUGAACAGCCCUGGUAUUGACUGUCAGUGUUGUGGGCAGAGUGCACUGCUGGAGGCAUCAUGCAGGGCACUAGCAAGGUGGGCCUACAAGCUCCUGUUUGCAUGAGUUUGUGUACAUAGUGUAUCUGUGUAACAUUUUGUAUAUUCCUUGAAAAAAGAAUAUGGCCCUUUGCAGCAUUUUUGCCUGCUGGGGGUGCUCAUAACCUGUAUUAUAAAAAAAUGAUUUAACUGCAGUGGAGAAGGGUUGUGAUUUAAUACAGAGCGUUAUUAUUAUAAAAGGGGUAAAUAUUUAUUGGGUGUUCUAGUCCAGGAAUGUGAAGGAAAAUACUGUUGGAGAAAUUUUUGCAUUCUGCUGCAGCGGUGAUUUAAUCCUGUUAUAAAUUCUUUCUUUCUGAAUAAACUUAUUCAGGCAGGCA